This is a messenger RNA of Plodia interpunctella (Indianmeal moth), 3822 nucleotides long. RefSeq lists its product as uncharacterized. NCBI's taxonomy places the organism in Eukaryota, Metazoa, Arthropoda, Insecta, Lepidoptera, Pyralidae. Gene Ontology annotation, molecular function: metal ion binding. Gene Ontology annotation, cellular component: early endosome membrane. The transcript has 15 exons. The record is from RefSeq and is a predicted model, not a curated record. Bases 136 to 3342 code for a protein of 1068 amino acids.
GAUUUGGAAAGAUGUCUGCCGUUUGUGUUGUUUGACGUAAAUAUUGGUGAAAAUCGUGUUGUGUUCCUGUUGAGGUGGUGUUUUUGGUGCUAUUACAGAUUUAUAAUGUGUGUGAUCUUGCAGUGAUUCGUUCACAUGCGGCUGUUAUACAAAACUGGUCCAAUGGAGUCUCUCAGAAAAUGGUUCUACAAACCAAAGAGGGACGACCGGUCGCUGCUAGCCCAAUUCUUCUUCGCGGAUGACGCCCUCAACAUGGUUGCCGCAGAGCUGGACUCCUUCGACGGCCGGAAGGACCCUGAACGGUGCUCCACGCUCGUCAACCAACUGCGGCAUGCUCAGGACCGGGUGCUAAACAUCACGAGCCAGAUUAUGGAUCAGCUUUUGGGGGACGAGAGAGUGGCGCGCGGGUUCCGUGUAAAGUUUCCCGAAGACGUCUUACAGGACAACCUUGCUGGGCAGCUGUGGUUUGGUGCUGAGUGCCUAGCAGCUGGUUCUUCCAUAAUGAAUCGGGAGGAAGAGUCAGCGGCCAUGCGGCCACUCGCUAAGGCGCUCACGAGGAGUCUCGAGACCGUGCGCUCUCUCCUGCGAGAGCAGUGUCUGAGACCGCGCGAGCUGGCGCUGUCGCAGCAGGACGAUAUGUUGCACGAGAGCUUGAGGAUAUUUGACAGAUUAUUUGCGGAGUUCGAGCUGUGUUACGUGAGUGCGAUGGUGAACGUGAAGACGCCCCACGAGUUUGAAGCCCAGCAGCUCAUCUGUGUACUCUUCUCUGAGAGCUUGCGCAGGGCGCUGCAGCAGAACCUACUGACUCAGGAACAGGUGGACUCGUACGACCCAGCGCUGAUGUUCGCAGUGCCGCGGCUGGCCAUCGUCAGCGGCCUACUCAUAUACUCCAGCGGACCUCUCAGCAUUGACAAACCUCCAGAGGAGAUGUCGGACAUGUUCCGGCCGUUCCGCCUGCUGCUGCACAAGAUCCGGUCGCUGCUGUGGGCGCUGCGCCGGCGCGAGCUGCGCGCGCUGGAGCGGCUGCUGUGCUCCAACGAGGACGUCGCCAGUCUCUCCGCCCUCGACUUGCCGUUAGAGUCGGACACCGUGUCCUCGUACCCGUAUCCGGACAUCGGGGAGUUCGUGUCGAGGUUCUACCAGGACCACCAGCUGUGCCGGGACCUCUACACGCAGAGCUCCCGGUCGCCGACGAUGUCAAGCGCAGAGUGGCUCGCGGAGGCGGAGGCUGAGGUGGAGGUGGAUGCGGAGGCGGAGGCGGAGGUGGAGGCGGAGGAGGAAGCGGAGGAGGAGGCGGAGGAGGAGGAGGAGGAGGCGGGGGCGGGGGCAGAGCCCGAGCGCGCGCACGUCUGCCACGACGACAGAUCCAGAAAGCAGAGCAGAGAAACCAACGACCUGUCUUCGCUAAGAAAUCUAUCUACAAAUGGACUGAUGAUGUUCGAUCCGUUAGUCAUCAACGCCGCUUCCACAUCCGCCGAGAGACAACUGCCAGACCACGACCUCGUGACGUCACUCAACGAACAAGUCACGGAAAUUGCCGACCGACUGUCAUCAAUAGCCGCCAGCGAUGUCGAAAUCGAACACCAAAAACAUUCAUUUUCCACCAACGACAUGCCACUCAUAACUGAAGACACUGAAUUCCUCGGACCGAGAAAUGAACAACUCAGCUGUAUGCCCUCAACGAGCCACGGCUAUUUAAUACCGAACGCUAUAAGUCACGAGCCAGUGGUAAUGUCCUUAUCACAUAACAAUUCCGCAGUUUUUAAUUCAGAAGAAUUGGACAUCAACGGUGCAAUGAUAAACAAUGAUCUCUCACUCAUUAUCCCAGAUAGCAUUGACAGCGAAAUUGUAAAUACAAAUAUAUCUAUAGCUAAUGCAAAUUUAAGCUCUUUACUGUUGACGAACGAAGAAUACAGGCAGAAUUUUCCGGAUGAAAAUAAUGAUGACAAUUCUAGUUUUCAUUCCGCCAAAAUGACCAUGGACAGGGAAGAUGAAAGGGUUAAAUUUAAGUUAGGAUACGAGAGUGACCACGAAUCGCCCGUCGAUUCAGGAGUCAGCACAGAAAACACUAGCUUAGAUAGAUCGCCGGACACAGAUCAGAGUAAGGACAUAAAGGAGAAUCAUUUCAUGCAUCAGAACAGGGUACUAGAUAGUCCUGAUGAGAAACACACCAAAAAUACUUUAGAAAGUUCCUUUUCCGAUGUCAAUAAUGACACUGUUAAUAUUAAUUAUGUAGAAGAAGAUGCUAUGAAGAACGAAGCUGGGUCGUCGAGUAUAGAUGUAUUGAAUAGGUUAAGUUCUGACGAAGAAGGUCUGAAUGAGGCCGCCAAUAAUAAGAUUCAAGACUGGGGUGCGAACGCGCCAGAAGGAGAAUAUAUGACCAUAGAUGAAGUUAUUACAGAAUUAAGAAGACAUAGAGAAUCGGAUAAGAAGAUUAGUUCGCUAGUUGAUGACAAUAUUAGUUCUAGUGGGGCGAAUACUUCGCAGAGUUCGUCGCGGGUGAAGAAAAGGAAGAGUGGGAGUAAGAGUAAGAGAAAGAAAAGCAAAAUGUGGUCGCCCGCGAUUGUCUUAUUGGAUAGCAGGGCGGCGCAGAACAAUAAUCCUUUGAGGUUGAAUUUGGACCACUUUGUGGACGAGAGUGGCACAUCGUGUGGUGCUUCAGAAUGUGCGGACGACGAGCAAAUAGCUCUGGCGCUACAAGCGCAGGAGUUGGCGGCCAGACAACAGGCCAGGGGGAAAUUCAAAUCGAGCGAAGAUCUGAUCCACCGUUUGUUCGUCUGUAUCGCGGGAGUGGCGGACCAGCUGCAGACCAACUUCGCGGCGGACCUCCGGAACAUACUCAAGUCCGUGUUCCUCAUGAACCAGACGCCGGACACUGCGGACACUGCGGACACUGCCGACACUACGGACACUACGAACAAACCGGACACAAUAGAGUAUGAGGCAACUGAGGACCAAGUGAUGCAGAAUGGCAGUUCGUUCGACAGCGUGUACUCCGCGGAGGAGGUGUACGCCGACAGCACGUCGGACUCCAGUCGCUCGGAGCCGCGGCGGCAGCUGCAGCCCUCCGUCUCCACUGGAGACUUGACUUAUACAGCGGCGACGGCGACGGCGACAGCGACGCCGGAGCGCGCGCCGGAGUGGGUCCCGGACAUCGCAGCCGCGGCCUGCAUGCGCUGCGCCGCGCACUUCACCGCCUUCCGGCGUCGGCACCACUGCCGGAACUGCGGCAAAGUAUUCUGCGCGUCGUGCAGCUCCAACUCCAUCCCGCUGCCGCGCUUCGGGCAGCUGAAGCCCGUGCGCGUGUGCGACGAGUGCCACUCCGCCAACCGCGGUCGGUGAGCGCUGCAACUAUACUAUAUCCCUCUCUUUCCUAAAACAGUUGAAGCAUACUCAAGCUAAAUGUUUUGUCUCGUCGAAUGUUUUACUUUUUUAUGAAUAACAUAGGGUAUAACAGAGAAAAGAAAAACAAAGAUAACUAUAGACUAACCCUCUUGUGUUUAGUCUCUUUCUGUCAAUGUCAAAUAUGAACAAUGAAUGAAAUGAGAUAGUGUCGUUACAUACAGUUUGUCAAGAAAGUGAAGAAAUUAUAUGUCCCUGUCUCCUGUUAAUAUUUAUAUUAUUGACCAUUUUAUUUGGUGUAAUGGCAAAAAAAUGUAGAUCGUCAGAAAUCCGUUUUCUUCAUUUUCAAGAAAGUCUGUAUUUUAGCUUGAAGUACGCUUUCUUUUUAUGAAUACAAGGGUAUGAAUACAGAAUAAAGAAAAUUAUAUACUUCGUGAUUUCUUUUGUUACAAGAAUAAAUAAUGUGGAUUAAUAAAAAUA